GUCGCGGACCAGUUAGGCUCGUGCUUUCGAGCCGCCAGCACCGGUUGAUUCUCUUCUAAUCUUUGACGAUCGCGAACCAACCGUGACUUCGUAUUCCAGAGUACUCGAGUACGUGGAGUGUCUUUCCUUUUUUACUUGGCAGGUGGUAGCGGAUAUUCGACGAAGAAACUAGCCCCUUCUCUGGACCCACGAUAGCCUCGAUAACAGCUCCUGACCACGAAUUAAAUCACUCUCUAACACGGUUUCUAUUACCUUCGAUACCUAUACAAAGACGGAAGAAAGAACGGUACACAGAAAAAUCCAAAUUAAGCUCGUGCCGCUACCACGUUGCACAAGAUGUACCAGGGUCAACACGGUCUACUUCCUCCACCUUGUCGCGGGGAAGAACGAACCUUGCAACGAGCAAAUUGCGCGUGUGACAUUUAACGAGGAAGAUAGGGACGCGCUUCGAUGCGAUACCAAACGAGACAGGAUGACUCGUCGAACGCUCGCGCAUUUUGGCACCGUCGUCGACGAACGAUGCCAGCUGUUGAAUCCCAAAUCUAUCGAGUACACCUGGACGAAGGCUGAAUAAAAUGUAACGAGAACUCGAAAGAGCUACGCGAGCCUCGGCAUUGUUUCCGACAACGUAUUCGCGCCACGUCCGAAUUCCGAAACUCGACCAAGAAUCGAAAUCGUCGAAGAUGAGAUCGUGCGAGAGCCUAACGACGAUCGUCUUCGUCCUGUUGCUGUCCGUCGUGAAGAGUGUGAGAGACUUUCCUGGUUCUUACUGCGCUGCCAAGUAUCCCUCGGGCAGAUGUUGUCCGGGACGUCAGGACGAGUGCAACGCCCCGAUACACAACACGUUAUGCUACUGCGACGAUUUCUGCAACCGAAGUAGCGACGACGAUUGCUGUCCAGACUUCUGGAGUCACUGCGGAGGAGUCAACGUCACCACAACGUCGGCUCCUGAAGAAAUAAGAAGAUGCUUCUUCCAGGGGAGGUACUACAACAUCAACGAAACCUUGAAAGACAACUGCAACAAAUGUAAAUGCAUCCCAAUGGGCAGAGACGCUACAGUGUACUGCGAGAAGGAUCGGUGCCUCGUGGAUGAUCCUGACAAUAUAUUUUGGGGCACAAAGCUCGAAGAAGCCAAGUUUUUCUUGGGUUGCGACGAGCCGUCGGAAAUAUUCAAACAGAUGAAAUGUAUUCGACGUAUUUUUGAUCCUGACAUACUGCCACGGGAAUUCGACGCCAGGAAGCAUUGGCCAGGUUACAUUUCCGGUGUCGUAGACCAAGGAAAGUGUAGCUCAUCCUGGGUGAGAAGUGUCGCGAGUAUAGCAUCCGAUAGAUUCGCUAUCAUGAGCAAGGGCGUCGAGAGGGUCGAUCUUAGCGCACAACACUUAAUCUCGUGCAACAUGAAAAACAAAGGAUGCGAAAAAGGACAAACGGAAAUAGCGUGGAAAUUUGUCAAGAAGUUCGGCUUGGUCGACGAAGCAUGCUAUCCGUAUACGAGCGGCAAUGGGAUCGCCGAGAGAUGCAAACUGGAAAGGAAUACCACCUUGAAGGAAGCUGGUUGCGCACCUCCACCGAAUCCACUUCGAACAGAACUGUACAAAGUUGGACCUACGUAUCGUUUGUGUAACGAGAACGACAUUAUGUACGAUAUCUUAACGUGGGGCCCCGUGCAAGCUAUCAUGAUGGUCUAUCGUGAUCUGUUUAACUACGUUGCGGGUACAGUGUAUAGACACGAUCGAAGUCUGGAGAACGACGAAAUUGAGUUACAUGCGGUGAGGAUAAUCGGAUGGGGUGAAGAAUCGUCUUUCGAAGAAUCGCGUAAAUUCUGGUUGGUCACGAACUCUUGGGGUGAAAAAUGGGGCGACAGGGGCCUGUUUAAAAUCGAAAGAGGCACGAACGAAUCCGGAAUCGAGAUGUACGUCGUGGGUGCAUAUGCGAAAACCAUCUAGAGGACCAAUGUUCCAUCGUUCGAAGUUCGUUGCUCGCCGUUCGCCAAAGAAUUUCGCGACGGACAGUGAAUUUAUCGACUCGUCGUCGUUCCGUCGCGACGGGCGUCUCGACGUUAUCGAUGCGCGGAAUCACGUACAAACAUGAAUCGAUAAGUAUUCGUGGACAAUUAAAAACCGGGCGUCCUUUUCGCGAUGAGGCCAAGCGGUCAUUUAAUCUCGCAAUAACCUUCGUAUCCGUCGUUUCUAUUGAAAAUGCGAUUGGAAUAAUUCGUACAUUCUAAUCGCACGUAUAUAUAUUUGCGUGUUUGUAUAGAAUAAAGUGCCAAAAUACACGUGUGUUUAUAAAUAAAUUGGUCUGAGAAGAGUUUCACGCGACGAGUGGACGCGCGAAACGGAAUGCGAAUAUACGAUUAGGGUGACGGUGAUCCAUUUUGGCGCCGGGUCGUUUCUAUCGAUUGUCGCUUGUACCUAUAAACA
Molecule: messenger RNA, 2423 nt
Organism: Hylaeus anthracinus
Lineage: Eukaryota; Metazoa; Arthropoda; Insecta; Hymenoptera; Colletidae
Product: tubulointerstitial nephritis antigen-like
Exons: 9
Coding region: 684-1946 (420 amino acids)
Biological process (GO): proteolysis
Cellular component (GO): lysosome
Molecular function (GO): cysteine-type peptidase activity
Source: RefSeq, a predicted model, not a curated record